CAAGUUUGGGAACCCAGACAAGUUUUAAGAGCCACCCCGGCUCUGAAAUCAAUCCUAGUUCUGAAAGUCAGGCCAGCUUUAUGACCCAGCCCUGCCUUAAAACUCGACCCAACUCUGGAACGCAAGACAGCUCCAUGACCCAGUUGUACCUGGACACCUGGUCCAGCUCAGAAACGCCAGUUAGUUCUGGAACCCAGGUGAGACUCAAGAAGCAGCCCAGUUACAGAAGCCAUGUCAGCUCAGGAUUCAAAGACAGUUCCGAAACGCAACCCUAUUCUCAUGCCCAGACCAGCUCAGGAGCCCAGAUGCACGCUGCAGGGCAGUCCAGGCCCAGACCCCACCCCGAUACUAGGGCCCAGCCCAGCUCCAAUGAUGAAUCCAGCUCAGAGACUGAGCCCAGCUCUAUACCCCAGACUAGUGCAACAAGCAGGCCUGUCUCCAGAAUUCAGACAAGCUCUGGACCCCCAUCCAUCUCUGGGGCAAGGCCCGCCUCCAGAGCUCCACUUGAUGCCAAGACCCGCCCUCACUGCAGAACACAGAGCGGCUCUAGAACGUCAUCCAGCUCUGGGACCCAGACAGACUUCAAGGCUUGGCCAAUUUCCAGAGUUCAGUCCAGCUCAGGCACCCCACCCAGCUCCAGAACUCAGCUCAGUUCUAGAGCACAGGCUGGCUCUGAAAUCCCAUCCAGCUCUAAAACACAGUCAAUUGCUGAGACCUACUUGAGUUCCAGAGUCCAGCUAAAGUCUGGGCCUGGGACCCAGACCAAUGCAGCAACAGACUUAAGCUCCACAGCUCUUUCAAGCUCUGAGAGCAGGCCCAGCUCCAGGACCCAGACCUGCCUGGGAACUCAAAACACCUCUGGGACCCAGCUCAUCUCAGAAACCCUGCCAAGCUCUAGAAACCAACUCCAGACCACACCCCCAGGCAACUCUGGUAUUGAGCCGGACUUUGGGAGACAGACCAGCUCUGGAACUCAGCUCAUCUCUACAGCCCAGCCCAGCUCUGGGACCCAGACCAGUUCAAGAAUACAGCCCAGUUCUGGAACCCAACCCAGCUCCGGAACGCAGACCAGCUCUGGAACCCAGCUCAACUCUGAGACCCAGCCCAGUGCAAUAAUGCAGCCCCUCUCUGGAGUCCACCUCAUUUCUGGAACCGAAACCAGCUCCAGAACGCAGACCAGUUCUGGAACCCAGCUCAACUCUGAGACCCAGCCCAGCUCUGGGACCCAGACCAGUGCAAGAAUUCAGCCCAGCUCUGGAGCCCAGCUCAGCUCCAGAACCCAGUUCAGCUCUAGAACUCAGUUCAGAUCUGAGACUCACCACAGCUCUGAAACCCAGACCAGUUCAAGAACCCAGCCCAGCUCUGGAAUCCACCUUAGUUCCAGAACCGAAUCUCUUUCUGAAACCCAAUCCAGCUCCAGAAGCCAGACCAGCUCAAGAAUACAUCUCAGCUCUAGAAAUGGGCUCCGCCCACCAACCCCUGGCCUUGACCACAGAACCCAGGCUGAUCCCACUCCCCCAGCCCGACCUCAACACCCAGGCCCACCACUCAGAGCCCCACCUACAGGUCCUAGGAGGGUCUCUCACCCUCAGUCCCAUGAUCGGGUUCAAGGAGCCCAGGCCGAUACUGGCCCAGGCCGAAGCCCAUCCACUUCUGCCCUGUUCCCACGGCCGUGGUCCCCCUCCGUCCCGCAGAAACCAGCCCUUCCCCCCAAGCCCCAGCUGAGACCCCAGAAGUCCACCCCACCCACCAAAUCUGUCAUCCCUAGUUCUGCCACCAGGGCGGCCCUCCUGCAUUCCCAGCCCCCUGAACCCUCAGCUCAGGGGCCUGCCCCCUCCCCCGAGCUCAGGGAGCCAGGGCCAGCUCCGCCGGCGUCAGAGCCCCUCCCCUACCAUGGGGGGCUAUAGCUUGGGGGUGACAUACUUGUGGCCCCCCUCCCCUCUCCUGCCCCUCCCAGCCUGGGUCCCCCAGAAGCAGCAGGUGACCUCAUUCCCCCACAGGCGGGGUGUGGGGGGGGUGAGGGAGGGUGGACACAGGGGCUUUGGUUUCACCCGGGCCUGACUCUGGGAGCUGUAAGCAGA
This is a messenger RNA of Delphinapterus leucas (beluga whale), 2081 nucleotides long. Lineage: Eukaryota; Metazoa; Chordata; Mammalia; Artiodactyla; Monodontidae. The record is from RefSeq and is a predicted model, not a curated record.